AUGCGUCUGGCGAAGGCCAUCGCAGUCACUAAUGAUGAGCACACGCUGUCUGAGGAUCACCUCAAUUCCCCACCGGCGAUUUCAUGCGUCGCGGACAUUACGCCAAGGGAUCCGUCUUACAAAGUCGACCUUGAUCACUGUGAUUUGAACCCCAAACAACGUUGCCAACUACAGCGUCUCCUUGAUUCAUUUUCAGACGUUUUCUCUAAGCAUCAAUAUGAUAUAGGAAGCUGUACAGCUGGGAAAGUGCAUAUUUUCACGACAAAUGACCCUCCGGCGAAAAUCCGACCGUAUAGAGUCCCCACUAAAUAUCGCGAGGAACUCCAGAAACACAUUAACAUGUUGUUACGCGCAGGUGUCAUGAAAGAAUCGCACACUCCAUGGGUUCACAACUUAGUCGUGUUUGUCUUGACAUGCGUCGCCCAAUUAAUGCGGUUACCUAAAACCCUCCCUGAUCCGUACCCAGUGCCACGAAUCGACGUGGUCCUGGAGAAGAUCGGUGGCAAUCAAUUGGCUCAAUUAGUUAUAAGUGCGGUUUUACCACUGACUUGCCGCGUAUCAGAGGAACACCAGUUACCCGUGGUUAUGCCGUGUCGUACCUUCAUCAGAGGUAUGGACCAUUCUGUGAACAUGGCAGAAGAACAGCAAAAAGACGAGUUCCUUCAAAAGGUAUUCCAUUUCAAACAGGAUAAUUCUGCAGUUUCCUCAUUCACAGACCAGGAAAAAGCGUCAUUAACCGAUUUCGCGAGCAAAGUUACGGUUGCAUCUAACGGGUGUCUGUAUUAUCGUCGGGAUAAUUCACCAGCUCCCUUAUUACUAAUACCUAGUUCACUUCAACCCCUCCAUCGAUGCGCCACACCCUAUCAUUCUAUGGGAAAUGGGGCAACAGAACGUACUUUUCGUACCUUUGAAGUCAUGCUUUCUAAAUUCAUAAACCUCAAGCAGGAAGAUUGGGACCUUUUCUUACCAUGCGUCACUUUCUGCUACAAUACUACUAUAAAUGAGGCUACGGGUGAAUCUCCUUACUUUCUAUUAUUCGGACGCGAUCCCAUUUUCGUUAUCGACCGUAUCCUUAACCCACAGGAACCAACUUCUAUACCUGAUUCCAACGGAGUAUUGGACUACCGAGCGCAGCUGGUUUCAGCUCUGCAACUUGCAUGGUCUAAUGCGGCCGAUUUUGCACGCAACUAUAAAGCAAAAAUGAAACUCGGGUAUGACAAAACAGCCCGACCAUCAUCUAUUCAAGUCGGCGAUCGAGUAUUUUUCAAAAAUUAUACGAACAAGCAGGGGUUGGCACGCAAAUUAUGCUUUCCAUGGAUUGGUCAGUUCCGCGUUAUCCAGAUGGAUCCACCACAUGCCACAAUCGUGAGCAUUACUUCACCACAAGCCAAGCCACGUAGAGUGCAUUUGAAUCAGAUCAAAAAAAUAUUCGAGUGCACCGGCCCGGCUUCAACCCUUCCCACGAUUCUUGAGGAGGAGGAGGAGCUAGUGACUCAUCUACCGACCGCGUCUAUCAAAGGGUACGAUCACGCCGUUACCCAUAACAGUCCUACCAUGUUACUCCAUCAAGCUACAUACCCUUAUAAUCUCCGGCCACGCAAGCCUCAACCGUAA
Messenger RNA from Cooperia oncophora, 1614 nucleotides. The record is from the annotation of a GenBank genome assembly. Lineage: Eukaryota; Metazoa; Nematoda; Chromadorea; Rhabditida; Trichostrongylidae.